This is a messenger RNA of Eruca vesicaria subsp. sativa (arugula), 2700 nucleotides long. Lineage: Eukaryota; Viridiplantae; Streptophyta; Magnoliopsida; Brassicales; Brassicaceae. The record is from the annotation of a GenBank genome assembly.
AUGAAGACAGAGUAUUACAACUUCCUAUGUAUUGCAGUCUCUGUCCUAACUCUGCAGCUCAUCAAUGGCUCAUCCUCAUCAACACCACCACCUCCACUUCCAGAUGUUAACUCUUCAGCUUCCUGUAUUAGAACCUGUGGGGAAAUCUCUAUCCCCUUCCCUUUCGGAAUAAGCGAGAAAGACUGCUAUCUCAACAACUGGUACGAGGUUAUCUGUAACACCACUGUACCGUUCCUCUCACGGAUCAACACUGAAGUGGUGAACAUCUCUCUUCCAGACGGUAAUAAACCAUACGGAGUGGUUCACAUCAAAGGUCCCGUGACUUCAUUGGGUUGCUCUAGUCAAGAACUGGAAAAGUCAACGCAAGAUUUGAAUGUCACAGGCAAAGGAAGUCCAUAUUUUCUCACAGACCAAAACCGUCUCGUGGCGGUUGGUUGCGGUGCCAAGGCGUCUCUUACAUAUAUAAACUCAGAGAUCAUAGGUUGUGAAUCGAGCUGCCAAGACACUAAACGUAGUCAACAAGUAACAAACUCUGUUUGUGAUGGUUAUAGAUGUUGCCAGGUGAGGAUACCAUUAGACCGUCCACAAGUUAUAGGUGUCAAUAUAAAUGUCACGGGAGGAGAAGGGUGUAGAGUUGCCUUCUUGAGUAACCAGAGGUACUCACCCAUGAAUGUAACCGAACCAGAACAGUUUCAUUCUUUAGGGUAUGCUCUAGUAGAGUUAGGAUGGUACUUUGAUACUUCAGAUUCUCACUUUAAGAGUCCCUUAGGUUGUAGAAAUAUGACACGUUACAGUUCUUACUCCUCCUUUGAUAAAUGUGGUUGCGAGUAUCAGUACUUCUCUGGGAUGAGUUAUAGGAACUGUUAUUGCAACAAUGGUUACAAAGGGAACCCAUAUGUUAAACAUGGCUGCAUAGACAUAGAUGAAUGCAAAGGACACAACAGUUGUGGAGAAAGGACUUGUGUGAACUGGCCUGGAACAUAUAGCUGCGAUCCCAUUGUAAUCAAGCCACAAAAGACCUCUGUUCUUCAAGGUGUUCUUAUAGGUCUAGGAGUGUUGUUCUUCGUCCUAGGAGUCUUGGGGGCUUACAAACUUGUGAAAAAGCGAAGAAAGAUCAUUCGCAACAAGAAGUUCUUUAAACGUAAUGGAGGCUUGUUGUUGAAACAACAACUAACCACAACAAAAGACGGAAAUGUAGAGAUGUCAAGGAUCUUUACCUCAAAGGAAUUGAAGAAAGCCACUGAUAACUUCAACAUGAACAGAGUUCUUGGGAAAGGAGGUCAAGGGACUGUGUAUAAAGGAAUGCUUGUAGAUGGCCGGAUUGUUGCGGUCAAAAGAUCAAAACUUGUGGAUGAGGACAAGAUGCAAGAGUUCAUCAAUGAAGUCGCACUUCUCUCACAGAUAAACCAUAGGAACAUUGUGAAACUCUUGGGAUGCUGCUUGGAGACAGAAGUACCAAUCUUGGUUUAUAAAUAUAUUCCCAAUGGAGAUUUGUUCAAGCGACUUCAUGAUGAGUCAGAUGAUUACAACAUGACUUGGGAAGUGCGUCUUCGCAUAGCUGCGGAGAUCGCAGGAGCACUUUCAUACAUGCACUCAGCUGCAUCGUUUCCAAUAUACCAUAGAGAUAUCAAGACAACUAAUAUACUAUUAGAUGAGAAGUACAGAGCUAAAGUGUCUGAUUUUGGAACUUCAAGAUCGGUAACCGUUGAUCAAACUCACUUGACAACAUUAGUUGCAGGGACUUUUGGGUAUAUGGAUCCUGAGUACUUCUUAUCAAGCCAAUAUACUGACAAGAGUGACGUUUAUAGUUUCGGGGUUGUCUUGGUGGAGCUAAUAACUGGAGAAAAACCAUUAACUCGUGUCAGGUCUGAAGAAGGAAGAGGAUUGGCAGCUGAUUUUCUUGAAGCCAUGAAAGAAAACAGAGUGUUUGACAUCAUUGAUGUUCGAAUCAAAACCCAUGAAAGGGUUGACCAAGUAAUGGCGGUAGCAAAGCUCGCUGGAAGGUGUCUAAGCCGGAAAGGAAGGAAACGUCCAAACAUGAGAGAAGUUUCGAUUGAGCUGGAGAGGAUCCGUUCAUCACUUGAAGAAGAUUUAGAAAUCCAUAUUGAAAACGACGACGAAGAGCAAGAGGAUCAAUCACCUCAUGUAAAUCAGCUAUGAAGGAAUUGAGAGAAGGAAUGUGAGAGAGAAGACGAGUUUGUUAUGAAUCUGUAUUUCUCACAUUAAUCUUACUGUACACACUGUAUCACAGCUUAUAUUACAAAGUGUGGUUAGCUAGCUAACUUACACUGUAACUGUAUUUCUAACUGCUACUAUACACCAUUUGCUAACCUACACUAGUAGAAGAAGGAGACGGUGGCGAGAAGUAUGGCGGAGAUCUUGAUGAGAGUGGUGGGGGAUUUUGCUUUUGAGAUGAUCGCGAUUCGUGGCGAAGGGUGUUUCAUGUUGCUUGCGUUUGUAACUUUGUGACUAAGGAGCUGUUCGUUUGAUAGAGUGAAGAAGAAGAAAAAGAAAGAACGGUUCUGGUUUUGGAUUUUGAUUCAAUAACUAAACCGGAUUAUUGGUUUUGUGUUUUCACUCGCUGGUUUUUUCCAAAAAUGUUAAAACACGUCAAAAUCAAAAGAAUUUCAAGAGGAAUCACCGAUAAAGGGUAAGCUGUGUUGUUCACUCGCGUUCAAGUGAGAGUGGGGAACACUAAAA